AUGGCUUCUUUUGUGCGUCCUGCUCUGCUUAGGCAGACCGCCAUGGCGGCCCGUAUGGCUAAGACCGGCGCAUCCCGCUCUGCCUUCCUCAAGCCGACUGUCCAGAAGGAAUUCGUCAACAACUCGAUAAGAGUCGCCGCCUUCCACAACACUGCCAAGAGGGAUCUGCUUCCCGUUGGUCCCCAGGUUGUUCAGGGUGGAGUUAACGACCCUGCCCCCGUCCCUCCCCCGAGCCCUGCUCACGGCUCCUACCACUGGAGCUUCGACCGUAUCCUCGCUGCCGGUCUUGUUCCGAUCACUAUCACCCCCUUCGCCGCCGGCUCCUUGAACCCCACGACCGACGCCAUCCUCUGCGCCCUGAUCCUGAUUCACUCCCACACCGGUUUCCAGAACAUCAUCAUCGACUACGUUCCCACUCCCACGUACCCCAAGCUCCGCAAGGGUACCAUGUGGGCUCUGAACAUUGCCACUGCCCUCGUCGGUCUGGGUCUGUACGAGUUCGAGACCAGCGAUGUCGGCGUCACCGAGGCCGUUUCUCGCAUGUGGAAGGCUUAA
This is a messenger RNA of Colletotrichum truncatum, 555 nucleotides long. The record is from RefSeq and is a predicted model, not a curated record. Lineage: Eukaryota; Fungi; Ascomycota; Sordariomycetes; Glomerellales; Glomerellaceae.